Messenger RNA from Zootoca vivipara (common lizard), 1321 nucleotides. RefSeq names its product FAH domain containing oxaloacetate decarboxylase 1 (gene FAHD1). The record is from RefSeq and is a predicted model, not a curated record. Gene Ontology annotation, cellular component: mitochondrion. Gene Ontology annotation, molecular function: acetylpyruvate hydrolase activity. Lineage: Eukaryota; Metazoa; Chordata; Lepidosauria; Squamata; Lacertidae.
CCCUUUCCCUUUGGCCCCUGACCCGCAUCAGCCAACCAAUCGCUUCCUCGGACUCUGAGCCAGGCGGGGCUUUUAUACGUUUGGAGGACAGGCUGGCGUCCUUGCAAAAAAGAAGGCGAGACGGGUGCAGUGGAGUGGCGGCUCUUUUCCUUUAGGGAUGCAGCCCACCCUGGUGGGGAUGUGUGACUGUGAAAGGUGAGAAGCAAGCAGCCAGAUCGAAGUGAAGAAAUUGCAACAAAGUUCUAACUGCCCUACUCAGAGCUCAUUGUCCUGCAGAAGUAUAAUUGUUGAGAGGGGGAAAUGACUUCUUCAAAGCCUUUGGCCAGGUUCUGGGAGUGGGGCAAGAACAUAAUCUGUGUGGGGAGGAAUUAUGCAGAGCAUGCCAAAGAGUUGAAGAACACCCUCCCAACUGAGCCACUCUUUUUUCUCAAGCCAUCCUCCGCCUAUGUCAGGGAAGGCUCUCCCAUCAUCCAGCCCUACUACUGUAAUAAGCUGCACCAUGAAGUGGAACUUGGGGUGGUGAUCGGGAAGAGAGCCCAGGCAGUUUCCCAGAAAACAGCAAUGGAACAUGUGGGAGGCUAUGCCCUCUGCUUGGACAUGACAGCCAGGGAUACCCAAGAAGAAUGCAAGAAGAAAGGGCUUCCUUGGACAUUGGCCAAAGGGUUCAAUACCUCCUGUCCAGUCAGUGACUUUGUGCCCAAAGAGAAAGUCCCAGAUCCACACCAGUUGAAGAUCUGGCUAAAGGUAAAUGGGGAGAUGCGGCAAGAAGGAGAUACAUCAGAAAUGAUCUUCUCUAUCCCCUACAUCAUCAGCUACAUCAGUGGAAUUGUCACGCUGGAAGAAGGGGAUGUCAUCCUAACAGGAAGCCCAAAAGGGGUUUCUGCUCUGCAAGAGAAUGAUGAAAUAGAAGCUGGGAUCCAGGGGGUGCUGAGCAUGCGGUUUCAAGUAGCUCAGCAGAAAUGCCGGCCUUGAUAGGGGAUGUUUCCUUUUACCUUAAGAGCAGAUUCAAACUGUAGAGCAAAGGAAAACUACACGAUUCCUUUCCUGUGGGAGAGAGGUUGGGAGCUUAGAUUCUCCUUAUAUAGCAACCAAGUAAAAUUGGCUUUCCCCUCAUUCAGGUUCUAGUUUCUUCCACAUUGACAGACAGAGUGGGAGAAGGGCUGAGAGCCCAUCUUGUUGGGCACUUAAUAUAUUCACAGUGUUCAGGCAUCACACUAAGCCCUAGCAUAAGAAGGACAAGUCACAACAAGCCUCAGGCUUGUACACUCUUUGCUCUCCUCUUUGGGUCUGGUGCAGCAACAAGUAGUUCACUUUCAGUUUA